Messenger RNA from Panicum hallii, 873 nucleotides. Its product is annotated as phylloplanin-like. Lineage: Eukaryota; Viridiplantae; Streptophyta; Magnoliopsida; Poales; Poaceae. The transcript has 2 exons. The record is from RefSeq and is a predicted model, not a curated record. The coding region runs from base 62 to 499 and encodes 145 amino acids.
CAAGCAAACUCUCAAAGCCAAACUACCGCGCGAAUUCCACAGCUCCGAUCCAGCUAGCGCAAUGGCACCUAGAGCGGACGUUCUCCUUCUCGCCGUUGCCGUGGCCGCCGCGGCGUGCGCGGCCGCCUCCGCCCAGACCAGGCCCGGCAGGCUCGUCGUCUCCGGCGUGGUGCCGUGCAACACCGGCACGCUGAUCGACGCCGCCACCUUUCCGGCGUUUCCAGACGCGAAGGUGGAGCUGCGGUGCGGCGGCAGCGUGGUGGCGCGGGCGACGACGCGCCGCGACGGGUCGUUCGAGAUGGAGGCGGACGCCGUGGCCGGCGCGCUGGGGGCGCUCGUGGGCGCCUGCCAGCUGGUGGUCGACACGCCGCUGGCCAAGUGCAACGCGACGCUGCCGGCGGCCGGGGCGCUGGUGUCCAGCCUUCAGGGCCCGCUCGCCGGGAUGCUCGGCGGCGUCUUCCGCCUCGCCCCCGCCGGCUUCUCCUUCCGCAUGGACUGAUUUGACGACGACCUCUAGGAAACCUGAUGAUCGGUGCAUCUAAUAAAAAGACUGAAACAAAUAAGAACAAGUAAAAUCAAACUUUUACUUGUGUGCUGGUGGAUUGGUGGUGAUUGAUCACUAUAGAUACCUCACAAACUCUUUAAACUGAAAAUAAAUGUACACCUACGAGUGUGAGUGAAAUCUGCUCAGGCAGCAGUAGUUCUGUUUCUGAUGCUUUGUUAGCAAUCUUCAAGAACGUUAGUAUUGUAGGGACUUGAGUUCAGUCGACAUUUAGCCCUUUUUUUAGAGGAAUUAAAUUCCAUAAAACUGAAGAUGCAGCGAUAUGGCCGGCAACACUACUGAUAUCAGUGUUGGGUGGGCUAAUUUUACCA